This is a messenger RNA of Larimichthys crocea (large yellow croaker), 612 nucleotides long. RefSeq names its product C-C motif chemokine 3. The coding region runs from base 22 to 396 and encodes 124 amino acids. Gene Ontology annotation, biological process: immune response. Gene Ontology annotation, cellular component: extracellular region. The record is from RefSeq and is a predicted model, not a curated record. The transcript is spliced from 3 exons. Gene Ontology annotation, molecular function: chemokine activity. Lineage: Eukaryota; Metazoa; Chordata; Actinopteri; Sciaenidae.
UACCUGACAUUGACAACACUCAUGCGGACAUGUGAACGUAUAAGAAGCUAUAAGACACACACACACACACACACACACAGUGAGCACAGCAACAUCACUUCAGACAUCAUGAAGACCCUCACCUUCACAGCAGGACUCCUGCUGCUGCUCUCUGUGUACUACUGCACUGCCAUGCCCGCUGCAGUGAAUGAAAUAGCACCUGCGACGUGCUGCUUCGAAUUCUUCAUGCACAGGAUACCGCUGCAGCAAAUCGUCUCCAUCGUCAAGACUCACAGCAGAUGCAGCGAAAAGGGAUUUGUGGUCAGUACUGCCAGAGGGAAUAAGAUCUGCGUCAGCCAGAACGUGACCUGGGUGGAGAAAGCGUUCGAGAAACAGCAAGCUAACGAGAUGAAAUAAUCCUGAAAAAUGAGUCUGAUGUUAACAAUCUGCAUCUGAUAGCAUCUUUUCCAAAAGGCUUUGCGUUGUUUUUCAGGUAUUUCAGGCGUGUUUGGUGGAAAUAUCUGUUUCUUUUUUUCAUUUUAUUUUUGCUUGUUUAGACUGUUUUACAUACAAAAAAUCUGUACGGCAAAUGGCUUUCAGCAAAUAAGGAAUUAAUAAAUGCAUUCAUGAAAA